AUGGAUGAAUCUAACAGGACAACAACCAAACCACCUGAACCCACAGGAAGUGAGUGUGUGAUGAAGAGAAGUUUCAGAUCAGUUACAGUGUGUUUGGUGGUGCUGUGUGUUCUUCUACUGACUGCAGUCAUAGUGCUGUGUGUCCUGAUCAACACAAACAAUCACCAGUUUCACAUCAGGAGCAAAACCAUCAUAGAAGAGAGAGACCACCUACUAACCAAAUAUACCAACCUCACAAAAGAGAAAAGCCAACUAUUAUUAAAUCUUAACAAUUUGACAACAGAAAAUGAUAGAUUAUUAACCAACCUUAAUAAACAAAAUGGAUGGAAAGUAUUUCAAUCUAGUUUGUACUUCAUAUCAUCUGAGAAGAAGACCUGGAGCGAUAGCAGAACAAACUGCAUACAGAGAGGAGCAGAUCUGAUCAUCAUUAACAAUCAAGAGGAACAAGGUUUUGUUAAGAACGUGUCUGGUAUAGAAUAUUGGAUUGGUUUGUCUGACAGCGAUGUAGAGGGCAGAUGGAAAUGGGUUGACGGCAGCACACUGACCACUAGCUUCUGGGAGAAAUCACCUUCUAUAAAUGAGCCCAAUGGUGGAACAGCAGAGAACUGUGCUGUAACUUAUUCAUCAGGAUGGUUUGAUUACUCAUGUACUAAAACUUUGAACUGGAUCUGUGAGAAAAACAUGUUUAAAUGAGAUACUUCUUUCAGUAAACUGUGAACACCAAAACUUUC
Molecule: messenger RNA, 731 nt
Organism: Paramisgurnus dabryanus
Lineage: Eukaryota; Metazoa; Chordata; Actinopteri; Cypriniformes; Cobitidae
Source: RefSeq, a predicted model, not a curated record